Gavia stellata (red-throated loon) is the source of this 646-nucleotide messenger RNA. It is a transcript of the gene CLHC1, whose product is annotated as clathrin heavy chain linker domain containing 1. Bases 107 to 646 code for a protein of 179 amino acids. The record is from RefSeq and is a predicted model, not a curated record. Lineage: Eukaryota; Metazoa; Chordata; Aves; Gaviiformes; Gaviidae. The transcript has 4 exons.
UGACACUCUGAUAAACUCAAGUACUGCAGCUGGACGCCUUCCAAAUUCAGCUAUAACCCUGGAAGCAAUCAAAUGAGCAUUGUCUGAAAAGCAAUUACAUCUAGGAAUGCGUUGGGUUAAACAGCAAAGGUUAACCUUUUCUGAGGCAGUAGGAGAUACUGUUUAUGACUACAGGAAAGUGGAACCAAGCAAUGAGUCAAAAUGCCUGGUUUUGGCUCAGGUCGCCUAUGGUCAGUCUGGCGCACACAAAACAGUUGCUCUGUGCCUGUGUAAACAGGGCCAAAUUUUGGGAGCAAUGGGUUAUAUUCAGCAACUGGAGCAUUUUUCUUUAGAUGAUUACUUCUUUCUCUUGGAAAACCGUCCUAGCACUGCAUUAAUUUGCUGUCUCAGUCAACAGUGGAUUAGAAAACCACCAUUUUCAUCUAUGGAGGCUAUAAUCCUGUCUUUUUUCUCCGCUGAUCACAAAAAGCAUGGGUUUGAGCUAUUGGAGGACAUGAGCAAGAAAAAUGCAUUGGAACAGGUUAUUCUAAAUGAUACCAUCUGUACUUUGGAAGACUGGAAUAAGAUAGCAGUUGCUUGUGCAGAAAAUAAGCAUGAAAAGUUAUCUCAGAAAAUCGUGUCUUACCUCACCGGAUGGAGUGUUUGA